AUGUCUACAAUCGACCUCGACCCGACCCCCGCCAUGCCACGCGACGAACGCAAAGCCCUCAUCGACAUCCAACUCACCGGUCUUAAAACAUUCAUCAAGACCCCCAACUGCACAGACAGUAACCUCAGAUUAAUCAGCAUCGAGCUCGCUAUCUUAAUGGCCAAGAUCUCGAGUGACCGUCCUUCCCAGCCGUCCGCUGUAUCCAAGUCAUUUACCCCUUCUUCGGUGCGCUCGAGCAAUAAGGUGAUGAAGACUAGGCAAACCUCUCGGGAGAAGAGGCAUGAAUGGGAGAAGAAAUUACGCGACAAGGAAGGCAAGAUGGUUGUGGGUGGUGCGAAUGGUGGGGUGGCUUCUGGACGUGCUGUUGUAGGGAGGAGAGAGGGAAGGAGGAGAGCUAGGGCGCCGAGGUUGACGAGGGAUGAGGCUGAGGCUUUGGGACUGUUUAGUAAUUUGUCACUUCGGGUUAAGGAGAAGGAGAAUAUACCAGAGGGAGGAAUGGAGUCAAUGGAGAAGAAGGAUUGA
Messenger RNA from Cadophora gregata, 522 nucleotides. RefSeq lists its product as uncharacterized. The record is from RefSeq and is a predicted model, not a curated record. The coding region runs from base 1 to 522 and encodes 173 amino acids. NCBI's taxonomy places the organism in Eukaryota, Fungi, Ascomycota, Leotiomycetes, Helotiales, Ploettnerulaceae. The transcript is spliced from 2 exons.